Messenger RNA from Tetranychus urticae (two-spotted spider mite), 597 nucleotides. The record is from RefSeq and is a predicted model, not a curated record. NCBI's taxonomy places the organism in Eukaryota, Metazoa, Arthropoda, Arachnida, Trombidiformes, Tetranychidae.
AAGCCAUCAAUCCUGAUGCAGCAUGCACCUCUAGUCAAAUCUAGUGAUUUCAUCGAAGCAAUGAAAAGUGCUCGUUUCUUAGCAUCAAACAUUGAACGAGCAGUAUCAACCGCUUUAAAGCCAGGCGAAGAAGUUAAAGUAUUUCCAUAUUCUCUUGUCUACGUUUAUUACGAGCAAUACCUUACUAUCUAUGGUGACUCCAUCCGAAGUCUUGCCUUAUCAAUAACAGCUAUUUUCUUGGUAUCCUUUGUUUUGUACGGAUUUGAUAUCAAAGCAUCACUGAUUGUCGUUCUCACCAUUAUAUGUAUAGUAAUCAAUCUUAUGGGAAUGAUGUAUUGGUGGGACAUUUCACUGAAUGCCUUGUCUUUGGUUAAUCUUGUUAUGGCUGCUGGUAUUUCAGUUGAAUUUUGUUCUCAUAUUACUCAUGCUUACCUAUUGAGUAAUGAAGCAAGUCGUGUUAAACGAUCCCAAGAAGCCUUGGCUACAAUGGGUUCAUCUGUUUUAUCUGGAAUCACAUUGACUAAAUUUGCCGGUAUUCUGGUAUUGAGUGCAUUUGGAGGCAAACCAAGGCUGAGUAUUUGAUUUACAAAUUAAAUG